Molecule: messenger RNA, 867 nt
Organism: Trametes versicolor FP-101664 SS1
Lineage: Eukaryota; Fungi; Basidiomycota; Agaricomycetes; Polyporales; Polyporaceae
Exons: 8
Coding region: 1-867 (288 amino acids)
Source: RefSeq, a predicted model, not a curated record
AUGUCGGACGACUCGAACUACGUCCAGGCAAUCUUUCUGGCUUACCCCAGGCUAUGUGGCGUAAUCACGCACGGGGAUGAUGCCCUCACCUGUAUCAGUUACCUGGCGAUUGCCGUGUUGCGGGUAUACAGUAUCUGGGGAAGGGACUGGAAACUGCUCCUGCUUGCUGUACCCGUCUGUUUCUACAGCGCCUUUACGCUUAUAGUGUACGUGCCUUCUUCCCCCUCAACACCAGUCAAAAACCAUAACCCUGUAACAGUGUCUACUUCAGCAAGAUCGGCUUCGAUAUUCUCAGCAGGCGUUAUCACGCUGUUGACGUGGAUCAGGACGUUCGCCAUCGUCAGGCACACUUGGAAGGCGGGCACCCCGAUGCCUUUGGCAACCCUUCUUUUGCGUGACGGCACAGUUUACUUCUUGCUUAUUCUCGCUUUCCAGAUAAUCCAGCUGAGUACAUCCGUGUUUGGCGACGGCACGCUAUCAGUAUGGCCGUACUUCAACCAGGUGCUGCUUGUGAUCGUCCACUCUCGCUUCAUGAUCGGCUUGCGCGGACUGUACUUUGCGGACAGAGGGGCAGCGGAGAGCGAGCCAACGGCGCACUGGUCCAGCAUCAAUUUUCAUAGCGUCUCUGCCAGCGUCGUAGGCAACCUCGGCGCGACGCUCGAUCUAGCCACGGUAUCAGACGACAGACAACGGAACUCCCUCACGACGCCGCAGGAUGCCGUGAACGGACACAUAGACUCAGGAUCGGACUGGGAAGACGAAGCCCCAGAGUACUGCAACGACCCCUUCACAACUGGUAUGAAGGACACGGAGAGCUGCGAGGGCGCGGCGGAGGCCACGCAGGAUCCGGAGACGAAGACAGUCUAG